UCCAAGCAGUACGGCGCUGGGUUCGCUGGAUCAAUUGAAGGAGUACCUGACAACAGCGGGAACUUGCAAAUGCGGUCUUGAGUGUCCAUUAAGGCCUGAGCAGGUCUUCAACUUUGACCCCAAGGUGGCGACACGACCUUGGAGCCCAAAUCAGGGCAAAGUUCAAGAGAUGACAAAACUCUGUAAUCACAAGAGGAAACUUCUAAUGCCCGCAACAGCAGCGAGUCCUGUUGCAUCGACAACCCCUAUUGUUUCAUCAUCGACGGCGCCAGCUGGACCUGUGAUUCCUAAUGUUCACGCUACCGACGAUGCUCCAACUUCAACAGAUAAAACGAAAUCAGAUGGCUUUAGCAAGAAAAAGAAGAGGAAACUGGGAAAUAUGGGACCACUUUAUCCAGGAGGUCCUGUACGUUUCCGUAACGUAAAUUUGGACCAGUCAACACCAAGUUCUGGCGAUGAAUUCGCAGAGAAACCUGGCUCACAAAUUGGUUCUACAGUUAACACCACUGGACCAUCGUUUCUCGACGAUCCCAGUGGCUAUCUAGCUCAGCAAACAGCUCUUCUAAACAGCACAAUAUCACGACAAACGGGCGUCAGUAGCUCACAGGUCACGGUACACAAUUCAAAAUUACCACAAACAACAUCAAAUUCUCAUGUACCGACAAAUGUUUAUCUUCCACAACCAAAGCCUUCCUCAAUCACUAGUCCCACCAGUUCGCGAUGCUGCGACAUGUACGACAACAAUAAUUACUCAUCCCGAGUAUACAAAAAUAAUCCAACAUCACCCGUUGUCGUUCACAGCAGUAUGACCCCAAAUUCAGGUAGCAAUACCAGUGAUUCCGAUUCAUCGCAACGUUGCGUAUCGAGUGGCGAUACGCAGGACCUUUACAAAUAUCAAAAUCGUCAGUACAUGUUACAUUCCGAUCAAUGCGAAGAUCCGAUCUCUUCAACUUUUAGUGAGAGAUUCUCCGAUUCGAGGCCAAUUCAAGGGGGAACCAUUAGUACAAGCCACGGAUCACCGAUUGGUACAAACAGUCCUGAAACUCCUACUUCUCUAACCUCUUGUAUUUCACAACCUGCAACACCGCAGAGUCUCAUUUCCUCCCAACCAUCAACUCCUCGCAGUUAUUCCCAACCUCCCACGCCUCACUCUCUAUCUGCUGGCCAAUCUUUAACCCCGCAAUUGACUCCCCAAUCUGUACCGCCUCAAUCUUUGACACCUCAAUUGAAUCAAUUAGCACCUCAAUUGAAUCAGUUAACACCUCAAUUGAAUUCUCAGUUGAAUUCUCAAAUUCCACCUCAAUCCGUAUCCUCUACUCCACAAUCUUUACCUCCUCAGUCAUUACCUCAAGGACAACAGCCAUCUCAGUCUUCGAUUUGCACCUCCGAAAAUCGUUCGGCAACGCCCUGUCAAAUGACAAACGAAAUGUACCAAUCUUCCAAUUACACUUCCGUCUCGGAAGUCUCAAAGAAACAAUCGAGGCAUUCUCUCGAAGGCUAUCAACCACAUCCUCACACUUUAAAUCCAGGAACGAGAUUGCCAAUAAACUACAAUGCCUCGUCGGUUAUUACAACAAUGGCAAGCGGACAUACUGUUAGCAGUAAUACCAUCACUUCUGUCCUAGCUGGCAGAGCCAACACAGCUACCGUUUCCGUAAAUACACCAUCUGGAAUUCCAAAUCCCGCGAUACCGAAUAUCCUCUCCGGCAAGACUUCGCAAGCCACUCAACAAUCCGUCAAUGUGCCAUAUACGUCAGCGGCUCUUUAUCAUCAGAACUCAAUUCCAAUUGUCCAUAGUCAGCCACCAAUGACCGUUUCCAAAUCUCCUUUGGAAAUGGUUCAGAGCGUCGUUAGCAGUAUUCAGGUUCCUCAAGCGAGUCCGUCUUUGCAACAAAGUCAGAAUCAAAAUCAUCAUCAUCAGCAGCAGAAUCAUCAGCAACAAAACCAACAUCAGCAUCAGCAGCAGCAUCAGCAACAGAACCAACAUCAGCAGAAUCAACACCAUCAGCAGAACGUUCAGGUUCAUAAUGUAUUAACAUCCGGAGGGAUUUUAAAACACUCAGUAGGCUCAACCCUACCACCGGGUCAUAUUUUAGUAUCGAGCGGAGGACAACUAAUAAUGGCUAGCAAUGGUUCUGGAAUUGGUGGCGUUAUGGCGCCACCACCACCGAAAAUAAUAUCCAAUUCAAGUGCCAUGCCUCCAUUAUCGGUGUCGCCAAUGGUUACCAAUGUCACCGGCGCUGUUAGUCAAGUGAUACCAGCCGUUGCCCAACAAGUAAUUGGCCAACCAACCGUUCUUGUCAAUACAACAAUUCAAACACCAGUUCUCAUACAACCCGGCGUUAUGACAAUGGACGGUAUCAAUCAAAAUGUACAAAUUCCCCACUUAGCCGUUGCCACCGGUAAUGUUCUUCAAAAUGCCCAAUCAAUUAUUGAUGCAAAUCAAGAAGUCACAAGGAAUGUAAAUCGACAAAAUUCCCUCCUCUCACCCGAAUCAGUAACUAAGAAAAAAUCCUACAAAAAACGUAAAAGUAAUUCCCAAACAGUUGCAUCAAUGUUACACAUUGCAUCAUCUCAACAAAAUACAGGUAUGCUGAUGCAAUCGCAAUCAAAUUUUGCCCAACAAAAUUUCCAAACACAAAGUCUUGGUGGACCAAUGCUACAGGCGUUGACUAUCGUACCUGGUAAAGGUGGAGCACCCGCUCAGCUAGUCAUGAAUGGACAAACUGGUGCAACUUCACAAUUCAAUACCCAACAAAUAAUCACCAAUCCACAACCAACGCAACAAAUUAAUCUCCUUCAACCAGUUAAUUUACUCAAUGGUACAACAGGAAUGGUACAAAAUUUCCCGACAAUUCAACAGUACAUUGUUCCUGGUUUAGGAAGCAUGGUCAUGUCUGCCGAUGGUACUGCAACACUUCUACAAGACCAAAACAUGGGAAUGCAAUUACAAAUACAAAAUGUAAAUGGACAAAAUGUCCUCACACCAGUACAGAGUCACAGUGGAAUAUUUAGUCCAAGUCAAAGUAUCCUUGCUGCUGGACCAGCGGGUAUGGUGAUAAGAGCAGGACAAGCAGGUGGUAAAAUUAUACAACAACAUAGUCCCGGUGCACAAUUUCUCUCGCCAAAUAGUGGACAAUUUCUCGUUAAUGGAACAACUUCAUUCAAUAAUCAAUUGAGUCCAAUUUUAGCGAAUGUUAAUCCAAAUCAACAGGUAACAUUCAACACUGCACAAGUGCGUCCACAAAAUAUUCCAAGUCAACAGAAAUUUAUACAAAUGAACGGACAAACCCUGAUGGUACCAUGUGGUACAACGCAAAAUAUUGCCGUGUCAUCGGCACCAAAUCAACAGAAUACAACAUUCGUUCAACAGAAUACAACAAUUGUUCAACAACAAACAACAAUGGUGUCCAAUAAUCAAAUACCUAAUUUUCAAUCAACAGCAACGAAUAAUGGAGCGAGCAUUGAUCAAACAAUGAAUUUGGAUCAUAAUCAAUAUAUUUUGAGUGCGGGAAUGAUUCAAGGGAAAUCACCAUCGCCAAAGAGUACUGUUAAUUCACCAACAUCGGAUCAAGGACUGGAGCAACAGCAACAAUUUGUUCUUGCCAGUAGUAGUACGACAGUUUUGGAAAAAGCAGGACAAGGUCAACUUUGUCCACUGAUGGCAAGGCACUCGGUUUCAACGCAAACGGCUGGCAAUCAGGCGAAUGUUGCACAAUCAGCGAUGAUGAGACAGGGAUCACCUCCCGAUACAACGACACACAGUCCAGGGAAUAGUCAAAGAUCCAACAGUCCUGCUGUGGAUACCACUACCCAUGGUGCUGCUUCGCCUGCACCACCGAUCAACACCAGAAAUCAAUCUUAUUCUACGCCAAUGGUACAUUGUGUAUCGAGCAGUGAGCCAGAUUCCGGUGACGGGACAAUGAUGACUGACGAGUGGCGUAUUCAAGGGUCAAAGGAAAUUCGACUAAAUCAAAGUGGUGGCCAUCAUCAGAGAAAGACAUACGUCGAAUCAACAGUGACAACUGGGAUCCAGAUCUAUACGAAGCAAGCCGAAGGUGCAGUGAGCACAAUGAGGUGCGAGGGUAAGGAUACCCUCGGCAGGGGAAUCAAGCGAAAAUUGGACUCCAUCCACUCAAUGCAUUCUACUCUGCAUGAAGACCAAGAUGUACCCUCCAAGGAUGAGGGAGAUGCCGCGAAGCCGUGGAAACUUGAAGUCGGUGAAGUGGUUUGGGGUGCAGCUCGGGGAAGUACAGCCUGGCCGGGAAAGGUUGAAUCAUUAGGAGCACCAGGAAGUCUAAUCGUUUGGGUUCGUUGGUACGGGGGCGGGGGCAAUGGCAACAAUCUCAGUCAGGUCGAUGUCAAGACACUGAAAUCCCUCUCUGAUGGCCUAGAAGCGCAUCAUCGCGCACGAAAAAAAUUUCGAAAAAGUCGUAAACUGAAUAUGCAAUUGGAAAACGCCAUCCAAGAGGCAAUGGCAGAACUGGACAAGGCAAGCGAGUCUCGGACAAUUUCGAGACAAGAAGAGAAGAUCAAAAUGGUGAAUAGCAACGGACAAGGUUCUAAAGGGUCCAAAGCAAUCCCUUUAAUAACAACCUCGUCCAAAGUCGAGGCAAGGAGGACGAAGAAAUCCGCAGAAAACUCCACAAAAUCAGAAAAGAAACAAUACCGGUGACCUUCAAAAAAAAAAAAAAAAAAAAUUGUAACCCGGUGAUGACGCGUCCAAGACGUGACUGAUAGAUUUAUAUAAUUAUAAUACCUAUUGUUUUAUUUUCUCUAAUUAUUGUCAUUCAAAUCGUUAUCAUCGUCAUUAUCGAUCUCAUUUUUCUUUUUCUUUCUUUUUUUUCUCAUAUUUUAUUUGUAACUACGACACAUCUUGUAUAUAAUUAGGCCUAAUAUGAUGUAAAGGAGAGAAUUCCAUUUCCCCCCCCCAAAAAAAAAAUGGAAACAAUACUCACGAAAAAUUGUUAAUUAAAAUCGUCGACAAAUGUCAAUAAUUUUUUUUUUUUUGCUUUGAAAAAAAAAUUUCCUUUGAAAAAAAAAAUCUCGAUUAAAAAAUUUUUUAUAGAAUAAAAUAUACAAUUAGAAUAAUAAUAAUAAUAAUAAUAUAGUAAUAGAGUGUUAAUUAAAAUUUUUCUUGGAGAAAAAAAAUUGUGGUAAUUAAAAAAUCGGAGAUUAUUUUUCAAAUGAAAUAUUGCGAGCAAUAUUUGCAAGUUAUUAACAUUUAUUGACGAAUUUAAUUUUGAUUAGAGAUAGGGAGAGGGAGGGGUUUUUAUUGUUGUAUCAUUGUCAUGAAUUGUAAGAUAAUAUAAUAAUACUUCGGUGGGAAAAAUGAUUGUUAAAACUCAAUUUUUUUUUCAGUAAUUUUUUUUUUGAUUUUCAAAAUUUCAACGAUCUGCUUAGAGUUCAAAAAUAUUACUAAACUUUUGAAUUAAAUUAAAUUCUACAAAAAAAAGAAUCAAUUUUACAAAAAAGAAUUUAAAUUUCCGAUGUUGGAAAUUAAAAUCGCUUAGAAGCAUUAAUUAAAUAUAUUUUAACUGUUUUUGUUUAAAUACUGAAAUUAAGAACUCAAGAAAAUGAAUCUGCAGGUCUUUCAAAUUUGAUAAUCAAAAAAUAAUUCCGAAAAAUAUACAUAUAAACGGGCAAUUCAAAAAUAAUAUAUAUAUAUAUAUAUGCAGAUAAUUAAGUUCCUAGAUUUUGUAAAAUUCAAAAAAAAAAAAAUGUCAAAUGAUUCCUCGCCAAGUAUCAAAGUUGUAACGGGUUGUAUAUAUAUUUUUGAAUAAUUGUAAAAUUAUACGCUAUUUCGUUGAUAAAGAAACGAUUUCAAGUAGCAAAUUUAUAUAGUGAUGUACAUAUUUUAGCAAUUUUAAUCAGAACAUUAAAACAGAUUUUUAAAGUGAUUUGCUACAACAAAAAAUUCAAAAUGAAAGUGUAUCGCACCAAAAGAAAUUUAAUUGCGUUUUUUUUUUUUUUUUUUUUUUUUUUUUUUGUUCAAAGCUGUAUUAAAAAAACAGAUAUCAAUUUUAUAACGUGACUAUAAAAAAAAAUCGGUUCUACUACAGUAAAUCGGUAUUAAUAAUAAUAAAAAAAAAAAAGAUUUUAAAAGUGAUUUUAUAAAAUGAUUUUAUCGUAAAAUAAUUUUAUGGAAAAACAAAUUUUUAUUUAAUAACUAUUUUAUUGUAAAUUUUAUUUUAUUGUGAAACGAUUGAAAAGAUUCUCGUAUUUAAAUAUUGAAUGAAAGAAUUUAUAAGAAAAUUCUGAUUAUAUUUAAAAUCUCGAGAUUCGCUAUAUACAUAUCUUUAUAUUGCCGAUAUUAAAAUCUGUGGAAUUUUCAAUACAGCUUUGUACGCAUAAUAAUGUAAUUUAAAUAUUACGUGCGCUUAAAUCGUAUUAACCUCUAUUAAAUAGAGAGAUUUGUAUUACACACACACACACACUUUUAAUAGGAAUAUUUUUUUAUGAUCAAAGUAAUUCUUGUAAUGUACAAAUUUCCAAUAAUUGUCCACUCAAAAUAUAAGAUAAAACUCUACUCAAAAUAUUGAUAUUAUUGGAAAUUUUUUCUAAACGAGAAACGUAGUUUACAACGUCCACUCAAGCAAACAAAAAAAAAAAUCGUCUCCUGAAAAUUUCACAAAGUAUUUGAAAUUUCUCUUUUUUCAAAGUUUAUGAGAAUAUAAGUGGCUUUUUUUAAAAAAAAAAAUAUUUAAUGUUGUAAUAGAAUUCAUUGAUUUGAAAGUUUCAUCUCGAGAAUUAAAAAAUAAAAAUGUGUCACUAAGGUAAUCUUGUAAAAAUCCGAUGUCAAAAAAAAAAAAAAUCAGCUUUAAGAAUUAUGAAUUUCAAAAAUUAAAAUGAAAUUUAUAAUUAGAUGGAGUGGAAUUCGAGAAGACUGUGACUUUUAAUCAAAAAGAAAAAAAAGUAUUUUGGUACUGCAAACACUUUGAAUAGUUUUGUAACAGUAAAGUUUUAUACAAACUUUCUUAAAGGAAGGUCAAUGCUAAUUUGCGAGACUCUGAAUCCAAGUUCAUAAUAAUAUUUUUACAAUUUUACCAAAGCAGUGCAAGAGUAAUUUAACAAGAAAAAAAAAAAAGAAAAAAAAGAAAGAGAUUCAACAUUUCACUGAAUCAGUUUCUCGAUUUUUAAUCCCUGUAAGUUUUAUACCACAUUUUACGAUGUUUUACCAUAUUAGCAGUAAAAUAAUAAUAAUAAUAAUAAUAAUAAUAAUGGAAAAGAAAAAACAAUGCAUGAGCAAAAAUAGUUCAAAAUAGCAUAAAUAACAAAAUAUCGAAUCAAUACCGAUUUUCAAAAUACAAAUUUUAUGUACUUUCAAUUUUUUUCGAAAUCUUAAAAAAAACCGAACAAAUUUCAAAUUAUAGAAAAUAAUUUAAUUACAAAGAGACACACGAAUAUUGCCGAAAUUCUGCUUGACUCUCUUAUAUGCCAGAAAAGAAUAAUUUUGAUUAAUUUAAAAAAAAAUUGUGUCGAAAAGAUAUUUUGAGGAAUAUUUCUUGUAACUCUUUUUUUUAGAGUCAAGAGGAAAUGACAAUAAGCGAAAUAAAAGUAUCAAAAUCGAAUAUAAUUCGUAAAUUCGCUAAAAAUAUUUCUGAAGUUUUAAACGUUUUUAGUAAAUUAAAUUUUUAUAAAUUAAUUGAUUUUUUAUUUAAAAAUUAGUUUUUAGUCUUUCUUUUUAAAAUAUAAAUAUUUUUAAAUUACCUAAAUUUUUAAUUUUAAUUUGAUUUCAAAUUUCUUUAAAAAGAAAAUAUUUUUUUGGAAAAAAAAAAUAUUGUUUUAUGCACCAAACAUUUUAAACUUCAUGAAUAAAGAAAAAACUCGAAUUGGUAGGAAAUUUGUAAUUUGUAUUUCGACGUACGGGUUUUUGAAGAUUAUUUCUUAGUUGUUGUAAAUACGAUGAUAAUCAAUGUAUGGGCCCUAAACUUAUGAUAACAAGUAGUCAUCAUCGGUACUAUAUCAAAAUGAAUCAAAAGCUACGACCUAACACAAUAUUUUUCCUAUUGGCGUUUGACGUUCGUUCACAACCAUCUGAUUCUUCUCAUUAACUUCCUCCCCCCCCUCCCCAAAUAUUUCAAAAAAAAAAAAAAAAAAAAAAAAAAAAAAAAUCAACGCGUUUUUCAAAUAUAUAACUCAACAUAUCCAAUUGUGAAUUGUAUAAAGAAAAAACAAAUUUAAUGGAAUUUUUAUUGAGACUUUUUCGAAGGGACAUAAUAUAUAAUCAAAAAUCUUUUUUCAAAAGGAUUUGAAUCAAAAUUAGUCAAAGUGAUAAGAAAAUUAAUUAAAGAAGCCAAUAAUUAAAAGGAUGUUAGAAUUUAAGAAUAAAUAAAGAAAAUAGAAAAAAAAAGUAAUAAUAGAAAAAGUAAAUGGAAAAUUAAAUUAUUAAAUAACGAUUAUCAGGAAAAGGAAAUUGAUUUUAAUAUAAACAUUUUGAAAAUUUUAUUCAGCAUAGAGAAUAUUAAAAUCUUUGGAACCAAAUGUAUGUAAUUUAAAUUGCUCGAAUAAAAUCAAAUUUUAUAAUUAACCCCCUCUAAAAAAAAAAAAAAAAAAAAAUUAAAUCGGGAGCAAUGUUCUGUGUCAAAAGAAUUUUUUAUAAAACUUAUUGACUUUGAACUUAGUCGACUUUAGAAUUUUGAAAUAAAAUAAUUUUCAUAAAUAGGCUUUUGCUAAUUUAAUUCAAAAGAAAAUUCAAUUGUGAAAGAUGAAGACUAGAAAAGAAAGAAAUAAUAUUUGUUAUUGAAGAAAUGAGAUAAAGUUGUGACGAAUGUUUUUUUUUUUUUUUUUUUUUUUUUGGCUGUAAAAGAAAUAUAAUAACAAGAAAACACGUAAUAGAUAUUGCAGACACGCAAAUUUACAGUUAAAUAUAAUACGAAUCCGCAAUCGGUGGUACGAUAGUAAGAGAUGAUAAUUUUAUAUUUACAGAUAAAUGAAAAGAAGGUUGACCCUAACCUAAAAUUAGUUGUAUAAAUAAUAUUGUAUUAUGAAACUCCUCGCCUCCCUGCUCCGCGAUUAGAUAAAUUAGCAAAGCUACAAUUAUUUAAUAUCUGGCAUAAUAUUUAUAUAUAAAAAAAAUCUAUAUAUAUAUAAAUAUAAAUAUAUAUAUAUAUAUAUAUAUAAGAAGAUAGAGCAUGAAAAAUAAAAAAUAAAUGGAAAUGAAAAGAACAUGGACUUGGGACGCAAGGAAAAUUAUUGCUGGCCCAAGAAAAAUAUGAAGCUAUGUGAUCUAUUACAAUUAGUAGCUUUUAGCUGUAAAGUUAUACUUUAUUUUGUAAAUUUUGUUUAUAUGAUGUUUGAUUGUCGCAUAAUACUAUUGUAUGUGAAGAUAAGUUAAUAAAUGAUUAACAUGCGAAGUUA
This is a messenger RNA of Leptopilina boulardi, 9360 nucleotides long. RefSeq names its product mucin-17-like. The transcript is spliced from 7 exons. Gene Ontology annotation, cellular component: nucleus; chromocenter. Gene Ontology annotation, molecular function: chromatin binding. The annotation marks the transcript as partial. Lineage: Eukaryota; Metazoa; Arthropoda; Insecta; Hymenoptera; Figitidae. The record is from RefSeq and is a predicted model, not a curated record.